Messenger RNA from Doryrhamphus excisus (bluestripe pipefish), 1986 nucleotides. RefSeq lists its product as uncharacterized. Gene Ontology annotation, cellular component: nucleus. The record is from RefSeq and is a predicted model, not a curated record. Gene Ontology annotation, biological process: regulation of transcription by RNA polymerase II. NCBI's taxonomy places the organism in Eukaryota, Metazoa, Chordata, Actinopteri, Syngnathiformes, Syngnathidae. Gene Ontology annotation, molecular function: DNA-binding transcription factor activity, RNA polymerase II-specific.
GUGAUUUGUGUGCCCGAGCCCGCCGUGGCGUAGUGGUUAGCGUUCUGGACUUUGGAGCGCCUUGGGUUCGAAUCUCCACUAGUAAGCAUCGUCGGUAUUCAUCCGGAAUUUAAAGGGCUCAAGCCAAAAAAUCAGUACGCCGAUCAAAAAGUAAUCAGGAAAAAAACAAAAAACAAACAAAGUGAUUUGCGUGCCCCGUGUGCGACCUUCGUGACCGAAAUGCUGGUCCGGGUUGUAAUGACUCCUCCACUCCCGAGGGAGGCGGUAAUACACAGAAUGAUUGACCCCGCCAAGUCUGCCGGAAACCGGAAAUAGGUCAAGGAGAAGAAUGUACCGAGAUCGUCUGAUUAAAGCCGUGUUUUUGCCUCAAUCAAACAACACGAUGUCUUCCUCGUAUGUACAUAUUUUUGUCGCAUAACGGAGGGGACACUAACUUUUCCCAUCAGGAUAAACUCAGCGAAAAUCCAAGCUUCUCGUGCUAGCUUAGCUUGCUAGCUGCUAACAAAGGGACUCGGAAGUUAGUCGGCUGCUGUCGUGUGAAAAUGUGUCAAGUCCAAAUGCUGAGAGCGUUGGUGAAUCAGCGACUAACUGCGGCUGUUGAAGAAAUAUUUGUAGUGUUGGAAAGAACCAUAGCAGAGUACGAGGAGGAACUUUCUCGAACAAAAGAGGAGAACGAGCGACAACGUCAACUACUGGACGCCGUUUUCAGGAAGCCUCCAGACGUCCAGCACAUCAAGGAGGAGGAGGAGGAGGAGGAGGCCGAAGACGCCAAGCCGCCAUCCGUUCAUGUCAUUGUGAAGAGUGAAGAUGAUGAAGACGGCGGUGAAGGCGAGGAGAAGAGAGAGGCGGAGCCUCCAAGCAGCAGCUCAACUCAACACAUGACAACAGAAGCUGAUGGAGACCACUGUGGAGGAUCACCAGCAGACAAGCUCUUAGCUCCACUAUCAGAUAGCGACGACACGACGUCGCGCUCUUCUGACACUGAUGAUGAAGACUCCAAAGCCGCGGCGACGGGUCACACCGACGGCUCACGCUUCAAGUGCUCGCAGUGCGACAAGACUUUCAACGACCGCAGCAAUCGGAAAAGACACAUGAGAUGUCACACGGGAGAGAAACCGUUCCUGUGCUCAGUUUGCGGUCGGCAGUUCUCUCAGAAGGUCCACCUGACGACGCACACGAGAACGCACACCGGAGAGAAACCCUUUUCCUGCUCCGUGUGUGGUAUGCGUUUUGUGCGCAACCAGCAUUUGAAAAUACACACCACGACGCACACCGGAGUGAAACCUUUCCCCUGCUCGGUCUGCGGUGCAGGCUUUCUACGGAACGGAGACUUGAAGAAACACAUGAGCUCGCACGCGGGAAAGAAACCUUUCGUGUGCUCCGGCUGCAACAAAAGCUUCAGCGACCAAAGCGCGCUAGUCAAGCACAUGAGGACCCACGCGGGUGACAAAGUGCUGAGCUGCAACGCUUGUGGGGAAAUCUACAAGGGCUGCAGCGCUCACCUGUGUGACGGUGACGGCGGCGGCGCUAAAUGAGGCCGUCUGACAUCGGCUCACGUUUGGCGUUCUUGGCCGUCCCUGAGAUGGAAUAAACGUAGAAAAUAAGCGUGGCUCGCUCCUUUUAAUCUGUCCAAUUGGAAACUUCAGCCAAUCAGCGAGGCUGAAGCGACGCUCAGGGUGUUCGCCUCACCGCACACUUCAUUGGUCGGGGCUGUGAUGGCACCGCCACGCCUGAGGGAGGCAGUCAUGCAGCACAAUGUGCCGACCGCGUGUUAGCGCAAGUCGCCAACAAAAGAAGGGAAACGUUAGCUAGCAGCGCAGUUAAGUCUGCGCUAGUUUCUUCUCAUCCCAAGGCUGCUCUAGCAUAGCCCUGCCACCCUAUGAGGAUGGAUGGGUGGAUGAUGGAUGGAUGGAUGAUGGAUGGAUGGAUGAUGGAUGGAUGGAUGGAUGAUGGAUGGAUGGAUGGAUGGAUGGUGAGGAUAAAGAU